CUCACCAAGCUGUGGACGCUGGUGGAGGACCCCGACACCGACUCGCUCAUCUGCUGGAGCCCGAGCGGAAACAGCUUCCAUGUGUUUGACCAAGGCCAGUUUGCCAAGGAGGUGCUUCCGAAGUACUUCAAACAUAACAACAUGGCCAGCUUCGUUCGGCAGCUCAACAUGUAUGGCUUUCGAAAGGUUGUCCACAUCGAGCAGGGAGGUUUGGUGAAGCCAGAGAAGGACGAUACUGAAUUCCAGCAUCCGUAUUUCAUCCGAGGCCAGGAUCAUCUCCUGGAGAAUAUCAAGAGGAAAGUAACCAGUGUAUCCAGUAUAAAGAAUGAGGAUAUAAAGGUUCGACAAGACAAUGUAACCAAGUUACUGACUGACGUCCAGGUGAUGAAGGGAAAGCAAGAGAGCAUGGACUCCAAGCUGAUAGCCAUGAAGCAUGAGAACGAGGCGCUGUGGAGGGAAGUAGCCAGCUUGAGGCAGAAGCAUGCCCAGCAGCAGAAGGUUGUCAAUAAGCUCAUCCAGUUCUUGAUUUCAUUGGUGCAGUCAAACCGUAUCCUUGGAGUGAAGCGGAAGAUCCCUCUGAUGUUGAACGACAGCAGUUCAGCACAUUCCAUGCCCAAGUACAGCCGCCAGUACUCUCUGGAGCACGUCCACGGCUCAUCCCCAUACGCAGCUUCUUCCCCAGCAUACAGUGGCUCCAACCUGUACUCCCCAGACUCAUCAGCCAACUCUGGCCCCAUUAUCUCUGAUGUGACAGAGCUCGCCCAGUCCAGUCCCUCAGCCUCCCCCAGCGGCAGUCUCGAUGAGAGGAGCAGCCCUGUGGUCCGUAUCAAAGAAGAGCCCCCGAGCCCCUCUCGCAGCCCCCAGAUCGAGGAAGCCAGCCCUGUGAAUCCUUCGGCUGUGGAAACCCCACUGUCUCCCUCCACCUUCAUCGACUCCAUCCUCCAGGAGAACGAACCCAGCACCACCACUGCUGCUGCCAGCAACAGCACCACGCAGCCUCAGCCCCCAGAAAAGUGCCUCAGCGUUGCCUGCCUCGACAAUUUGACUCGCACUCCGCAGAUGUCAGAGGUCACUCGUCUUUUCCCCAGUUCUUCCUCUUCCUCACAUCACUGCAGAGCACAGCAAGGGAACGAGCUAAAUGAGCAUCUGGACACCAUUGAUUCCAGCCUGGAUAACCUUCAGACCAUGCUGACCACGCACGGUUUCAGCGUGGACACGAGCGCCCUGCUGGAUCUGUUUAGCCCUUCAAUGACGGUUACAGACAUGAAUCUUCCCGACCUGGACAGCAGCCUUGCCAGCAUUCAGGACCUCCUCUCCUCCCAGGAACAGCAGAAACCUACUGAGACAGAGGCCAGUGCAGCAGACAUGGGAAAGCAGCUGGUGCACUACACAGCCCAGCCCCUCUUCCUGGUGGACUCAAGCGCCGUCGACAUGGGAAGCGGAGACCUGCCCAUCUUCUUCGAGCUGGGGGAAGGGCCGUAUUUUACAGACGGGGACGAGUACUCGGAAGACCCCACCAUCUCCCUCCUGUCUGGGACUGAGCAGGCCAAGCCCAAGGACCCUGCGGUAUCCUAAAGCUGAAUGUAGGGCAAGAGAGAGAUUGCACACUAAAGGGAAGCCCGGCCCUCAGCCUCCUCGCUUCGCACAGACAUUGCAAGCUCUAAACACCCUCUGGUUCAUGUUUGCUUCCCUGGCACUGUGAGGAUUUCAUUUGUGUGUGCGCUUAAUGAGGUGUUUGAAAUCUGCUUUAGAGUCUAGCCACCCAGUGCUCCUCCGGCUGGCAACCCUGGGGGGCACGGCCGUGCCACAGGCCCCCGACCCGUGCUCCCCUUCGACCUGCCACAGAGGUUAGACAGGCACCGUGGCCCGGAGAAGCAGACAGGAGGACCUGGGUGGUCACAAAACAGCUAGUCACUAAGUGAUGUUUGUGUUUUGUUCCGCGCCCGCCGAGGGGGGCAGCCGCGCCCUGCGCAAGACCCCAGCAGCGUCCAGCGGGCGCUUGCUCCCCGCCAGAGCCGGGGCGUAGGGCAGGGCUGCACCACGCUUCCACGCUCCCGGGACCGCGCGGCGCACUCGGUGUGUACGGGGAGGGUGUGUCCGAGGGGGGACCCCCAGCCUCCCCCUAUGGCGGACUGGAUGGUUUUUAAAGAGAAAUAAAAGUUUCCCAACCUGG
Messenger RNA from Alligator sinensis (Chinese alligator), 2173 nucleotides. RefSeq names its product heat shock transcription factor 1 (gene HSF1). NCBI's taxonomy places the organism in Eukaryota, Metazoa, Chordata, Crocodylia, Alligatoridae. The transcript has 14 exons. Bases 142 to 1575 code for a protein of 477 amino acids. Gene Ontology annotation, biological process: regulation of DNA-templated transcription. Gene Ontology annotation, molecular function: DNA-binding transcription factor activity; sequence-specific DNA binding. The record is from RefSeq and is a predicted model, not a curated record.